Molecule: messenger RNA, 2193 nt
Organism: Leishmania mexicana MHOM/GT/2001/U1103
Lineage: Eukaryota; Euglenozoa; Kinetoplastea; Trypanosomatida; Trypanosomatidae
Product: putative eukaryotic translation initiation factor 3 subunit 8
Exons: 1
Coding region: 1-2193 (730 amino acids)
Biological process (GO): translational initiation
Cellular component (GO): eukaryotic translation initiation factor 3 complex
Molecular function (GO): translation initiation factor activity; RNA binding; translation initiation factor binding
Source: RefSeq, a predicted model, not a curated record
AUGAACUUUUUCGCGAUCAGCUCUAGCGACAGCGACAGCGAGUCGGAGAAGAGCCUGUUCCGUGAGGAGGUGCCGGAGGCGCAGAUCAAUCCCUUCUGGUUUGAGUGGACCGAUGAGGAGGAGCUGGAGGAGCGCCAGGAGGUGAUUCCCAAGAAGGAGAAGGCGGCCAACGCUAUUCAAGCGCUGUGCGAUACGUUUGACUACAAUGCCGGCAAUGAAUCGUGGCGUGAGGCGCUCGAGGCGUUUAAGCGCAUGUGCGAUGAGGUGCACAUGUUUGUGCGCAAGUACAAGGUGGCGCCGCAGGGACUGCAGAACUGCCUUCAGGACAUGCCGAACUUGGCGGAGCAUCUGGAGGGAAAGGGGCGCGAGGACUUUGCGAAUCGUUUGGAGUUCAAGAGCCUGAAGGAGCUCGUCGCCUUGGUGGAGGAGACGGAGAAACUUUACAAGAAGGAGCUCGAGGAGCUGGCGAAGGGCCCAGAGAACGAUGACGGUGCGCAGGACGAAGACGACGAUGCCGGCGCGGAGCUGACCGAGGCCGAAUACGCGCAGAUCCUCGAGGACAUCUCCGGCUCCCGCGAGGUGAACCUGGUGGGCAAGGUCGAGAAGGUGAUUCGCGCGUGUGGCCGCAAGGGAUACACGAACCUGGAGAUCUCCGCCAUGGGUAUCGCCGUCUCGGCUGUCCUGCGCCGCGACAGCCGCAAGCUUCUGGUGAGCUCCGACACGUGGGAGCGCGCCUUCAAGUGGGGCUCCAAGUUCUUCAGCCGCAUGAUCGCCGCCACUGAUGUCCGCUUCGUCGAGGACUCCUCGUCGGUGAAUGCACGCAACAUUGUCGUGCCUGGCGGCAUCCACGGCUUCUUGACGUACCUUCACACAGAGUUAGUGAACAAGUCCAAGUUUGAGGAGGUGGCCAGCCAGGAGUACCUCAAGAUCAUCACCUUCGAAAACGAACUUGCUGUGCUCGCUGAUCGUGCCCUAGGCUACUAUCAGGCCCGCAAGAGGAUUGAGCCGUCGAAGGCGUGUAUUUCCAUCCUCUUCGACAUCCUCGGCCAGCGUCGUCAGGAGGCCCACCAGCUCUUCUACGACUCCCUCUCCUCGACAGACAAUCUCAUCAUCUCGGAGUCUGUCUUCGAUACCGUCCGCGCCCUUCACAAGCUUAGCCUUCAACUGAGGCCCAGUGUUGCCCUCUCAGCGUCGGGUGUGUGCCACGUUGCGUACCAGUACGGUCUGUGCGGCCUGUACCGCGAGGGUCGCGACUACCUGCUUCGCACAGGCGUGGCCAACAGCAUCACCGUCUCCGAUGCCCCGCUGGCUAUUCUGCUCAAUAGGGCCAUUGCCCAGCUCGGGUUGGCCGCGUUCAUCGCGGGUGAUAUCCCUACGGCGCACCAACUGCUGCGCACCGUUUGGGGCCUCCGGUCGAACCAGGUGCUGAUCGGCCAGUCGCCGCCGCCCAAGUCGGUGCUGGAUGACGAGCACGCUGAGAUGGAGUACCGAAACUUGCUUAUUCCUCCCCACAUGCACAUGCCCGUCGCGCAGCUGGAGAUGGCGUCCGUUCUCUCCGGCCUCCUCAUGGGCGUGAAGAUGGAGGCGCAGAAUCCGUACGAGCGCAACCACAUGGAGCGCUACGUGUACAACACGGUCACGCGUACCCCGGAUCUCAUGGGAAAGCCGUUCUCCUUCAAGGAGCAAGUGGCUGUUGCCUACGAGCACUUGAAGGCUGGCAACUACAUUGGUGCCAAGGAGCAGGUGGAGGCAAUGACCACGUUUGACACCCUCCCAUCGGGCAAGGAGACGCGCAAACUGUAUCUGCAGAGCCUGAAGGAGGUCGCGCUGCUCGUGUUCUGCCACACGAACCGCACGAACUUCUCCACCAUAUCUGUGGUCAACCUGGCCAUCAAGUUUGACAUGGAGGAAAGCGAUGUACGCCGUACAGUCAACGAAAUACUGUCAGAGAACACAACGCUCAGCGCGUACUGGGACCGCGAUGACGCGUACUUGUACCUGGACCGCAAUAACGCGACGCGCCUCCAGCACUUGGUGAAAGGGACGUCGGAGAGCAUCUCCAAUCUGGCGAAGCACUGCGAGAGCCGCCUUCGUGCGAACGGUGGUCGUGGCCGCGGUCGCGGUGGCGUGGCCGGUGGUAGGGGCGGUGCCGGCGGGCGUGGCGCUGGUGGACGUGGCCGUGGCGGCCGCUAA